AUGGGAAAAGCUGUGAUUGCAGAGGAUAUUGAGCAUGAAGAAACUUAUCUAGUAGAGUCUGAGAAACUGGAUGAAUUUAUUGAUAAUACACCAUGCAACCAUCAGCAUGUUGAUGAGUUGGAAAAGAGAAAGGAAAAGCAGACCGAAGUGGUGAUUACUAUGCUCCCAAAACCACCUCCUCUAUUUCCCCAUCGAUUGAAAAAGAAGGCCGACGACAAAAAUUUUGGCAAGUUUAUGGCCAUGCUUAAGCAGUUGACAAUCAACUUACCAUUGAUGGAGGCAUUGGAGCAAAUGUUCGGGUACACAAAGUUCAUAAAAGACCUUGUUAAGAAGAAGCGGACAGUUAGUUAUGAGACGGUGGACAAUCUCCUUUUUGGUGGAGCUGGGAUAAAUUUGAUGCCGCUUGCUAUGUAUAAGAAAUUGGGUUUGGGGGAUCCUACUCCUAUGAACAUAAGAUUAGUUAUGGCAGACAGGUCUGUGAAGCGGCCCGUGGGAAUUUUAUAUGACGUACUGGUUAAGUCGGCCAAUUUCACAUCUCCAGCUAAUUUUGUUAUUCUCAAUUGUGAGGUAGACUUCAAGGUGCCCAUAAUCUUGGGUAGACCUUUUCUCGCAACUGGGAGUGUACUUAUUGGUCUAAAGGCAAAUGAACUACUAUUUAGGCUAAAUGAUGAAGUAGUUCAAUUUGAUGUAUGCCAGUCCAUGAAACAGCAUAAAGAUAUGAGCAUUAUGAGGAGGAGCAGGAAGUACCUAUAG
Messenger RNA from Capsicum annuum, 753 nucleotides. RefSeq lists its product as uncharacterized. Lineage: Eukaryota; Viridiplantae; Streptophyta; Magnoliopsida; Solanales; Solanaceae. The transcript has 2 exons. The record is from RefSeq and is a predicted model, not a curated record. The coding region runs from base 1 to 753 and encodes 250 amino acids.